AAUUCAAACCCGAGUUUCUCUCCCUCUCUCUCUUUCUGCUUUCAAACAAUAAUCAUUAUCUUCAUACGCGAACGCAGCGUCAUUUCUCUAGCACUCAUCCUUCUCUGUUUCUCUGUUUUGCUUCAAUAACAGGGGAGGGUGGAUUUCGUGAUGCGCAGAUGCGUUUCAUGAAACCAUUCCCGUAUCAAUUUCGAAUCACACUUUAGGCUGUCUUCGCCUUGGAAGGCUUUGUUAUCCGACUUUCGAGCCAUUCGCAAUGACAAUGGAUGGCGGCGAGGUGUUUGUCGAAAUCCCUGAAAUGGAAGAAGGGAUGGAAAAUACCCAUAAAGAUUCAAUAUUUGGAGAAGAUCAAGAGAGGAAAUAUGGCGAGAAUGAUUCCUAUGAGUCAUCGCCGAGGGGAGUUCUGGAGAUCCCAUUGUCUACCUCGUCUGAUUCUGAUAAUAGCAGCACAUAUAUUACCGAUAGUUUUGGAGAAGACAAGCCAGAGACGGCAUACUCUCCCGGUGGCAGCCUAAAGGACCAGCUGUUAGACCCGUAUGCCAUGCAAUGGAAGAAUUUGUUUAGUUCCAUUAAGAGAAAAUCUGCCAGGAGUAUCUCAAUCAUCCCUUUGCUUGGAGGUGUUGAGAUGAUUGCAAGAAAGAGUCGGAGGAAACUGUUGGGUAGCAACCGGAUCUCCGAGGAUUGUGGUGAUUUCUUGAUUCCCAAACCUUCAUGGAGGAAUUUUAGCCUCCGCGAGCUUGCAGAUGCCACUGAUAAUUUUAGCCCUGAUAACUUGAUUGGGAAAGGAGGGCAUGCAGAAGUGUAUAAGGGAUGCCUUGCCAACGGUCAAACUGUUGCAGUCAAGAGGAUAACGAAGCAAGAUAAAAAUGAUGAGGACAGAGUUGGGGAUUUCCUGUCUGAGUUAGGGAUCCUUGCUCAUGUAAAUCACCCUAAUGCUGCAAAGUUAAUUGGUUUCAGUGCUGAUAGUAGUUUACACCUUGUUCUCCAAUAUCUCCCUCAUGGCAGUUUGGCUUCUGCUUUACACGGUUCACAAGAUUGUUUGGAAUGGAAGGUGAGGUUAAAUGUGGCUAUUGGGGUAGCAGAAGGAUUGCACUACCUUCAUUCUGAUUGUCACAGGCGCAUAAUCCACAGAGACAUCACUGCUUCAAACAUUUUGCUUACGGAGGAUUUCGAACCUCAGAUAUCAGAUUUUGGACUGGCAAAAUGGCUCCCAGAAAAAUGGGUUAACCAUGUUGUUUCCCCAAUCGAAGGCACUUUCGGAUAUAUGGCUCCUGAAUAUUUCAUGCAUGGAAUUGUUGAUGAGAAGACUGAUGUCUUCGCAUUUGGGGUUUUGUUACUUGAGCUAAUAACUGGUCGCCGUGCAGUUGACUCAUCAAGGCAAAGUCUUGUGAUUUGGGCAAAACCUCUGCUGGAGAAAAAUGACAUCAACGCAAUAGUCGAUCCUCGUUUAGAAGAUGCAUAUGACGUCGAGGAAAUGAAACGUGUCAUGUCUGCAGCUGGAAACUGCAUUCAUCAUGUUCCCGUUAACCGUCCCAACAUGAAUAAGGUUAUUCAAAUUCUGAAAGGUAAGAAGGAAGAAGUGGAAACGAAGCAGAAUCUGAUGGCUGGGAGAUCAUCAUUUUCGGAUUCUCUAGGCCUGGAAGACUACACAUCAACAAGUUAUCGUACAAAUUUGAGUCGCCAUAUGGAGCUAGUCAUGGAAUGAUUCUUACUUGCCCUUCUAACACCUUUGCUCCAUGUAUUGUAUAUAUGAUAAUGAUGAAGCUUCAAUAUGUGAUUAUGUGUGAGUGUGUUGUAGCACUAGUAGCUGAGGACAAUAACUUUGGUGUUUGUCUAUAUGUAUUGUUUGAAUUUCUUUCAGUCGCUGCCUCCAUUCAUUGAGGGCUAGCAGCACAGAAUGAUACAGUAGGAAAGUCAAGUAGAGCAUUUCGAUCAAUUU
Molecule: messenger RNA, 1939 nt
Organism: Cuscuta epithymum
Lineage: Eukaryota; Viridiplantae; Streptophyta; Magnoliopsida; Solanales; Convolvulaceae
Source: the annotation of a GenBank genome assembly